CUGCGGUGCAGGAACAACGACGAUUCUGCGGAACCGGAUAACGUUAUCUCCAUAAAGAUCAUCUUUAUCUAUUCAGAUUCUACACAGGUCUUCAACAACGUGCAGAACAUGUUAUUGUUAUUUAUAUUCUUAUUGUUCAUUGACGGUGUGUCUAGUGCGGAUGAAACCGUGAUGGUGAUGGAGUCCGUGAUGGAGGGAGACUCCGUCAUUCUACACACUGAUCUUACUGAAAUACAAAACGAUGAUACGAUACUGUGGAUGUUCGGACCAAAAGACUCUGUCGUAUCUCAAAUAGCAAGAAAGGCAGAUUUGACUUCAUUUUUUGUGACCGAUGAUGUGGGAUUCAGAGGCAGAUUGCAGGUGGACCAAAAGACUGGAUCUCUCACCAUCAGAAACACCAAUCAGGCAUUCGGGACAAUAUAAACUAGCCGUCUCUAGAGAAAAGACUACAAUAAAGAUAUUCAAUAUUACUGUCUUUGGUGUGGCUGGUGAGACGGAUGAAGUUAAGUCAGAGACAGUGAUGGAGGGAGAGUCUGUCACUCUACAGAAUGAUGUUUUAGUAGAGAGAGAUGAUCUAAUAGUGUGGAGGUUCGGAGAUAAAGGCAUCCUCAUAGCCAAAAUCGAUGUGGAAACUAAAGAGAUCUCAUUAAAUGACGUUGAUGAGAGAUUCAAAGACAGACUGCAGCUGAAUCAGAAUGGAUCUCUGACCAUCAAGAAGACCAAAACUGAAAAUGCUGGAUUUUAUGAGCUACAGAUCAGAGGCCGCGAGAGUUCCCAGCGAUUCCUUCUUUCUGUCACUGGUUCAGGGCUGUCUCCAGGCCUUAUAGCAGGAAUUGUUGUUGCUAUUUUGCUGGUGGCUGCAAGUCUGGCUGCUGUUGUGAUUUACUAUCACCGCAAGAUCGCUAUACUAAAAAAAAAAAUGGCAAGUGACGUGUCAGUGAAGAAGGGAGAUAAUGUCCUUCUCCGGACUACUGCUGAAAUACAGGAAGGUGAUCUGUUGCUGUGGAUGUUUGGGGCUGAAAAGAGUCUUGUUGCUACAAAUGCUUCAUGGCCAAACAAAACUGAGAAUUUAGGAGGCAAUGUGCAUCUGGAAAAGACUGGAUGUCUGUUCAUCAGGAACAUCGAGACUAAAGAUGAUGGGCUUUAUAAACUACAGAUCAUCAACAGCACUAAGACCACAUGCAGGAGAUUCAAUGUGACUGUCAGUGGUGAGUAGAACAGGGCUGGUGAACUCUGGUCCUGGAGAGCCGCAGCCCCGCAGGGUUCAGCUCCAACCCUAAUAAAAUCUCACCUGCCUCCUGUAGAGUCCUAGUAACCUUUUAGACCUAGCUUGUUCAGGUGUGUUUAAUAUAACAUGCAAACAAAAAAAAACUGCAUUCAAAUAUCACAGUUUUCUCCAAAUAAGAAAAAAUACA
Messenger RNA from Labeo rohita (rohu), 1415 nucleotides. RefSeq lists its product as uncharacterized. NCBI's taxonomy places the organism in Eukaryota, Metazoa, Chordata, Actinopteri, Cypriniformes, Cyprinidae. The record is from RefSeq and is a predicted model, not a curated record. Bases 332 to 1216 code for a protein of 294 amino acids. The transcript is spliced from 5 exons.